Messenger RNA from Schistosoma spindalis, 1269 nucleotides. The record is from the annotation of a GenBank genome assembly. Lineage: Eukaryota; Metazoa; Platyhelminthes; Trematoda; Strigeidida; Schistosomatidae.
AUGAUAUCUAGUUCAUCUCCAAUGCACAAUAAUUAUAAUAGCAGUUUUAAUGAUAGCGGCUCUAUCAACGAGACUUUGUGCAGAACAGGCAGUCUUGGAUUUAUUGAUGAAGUGCUACGUUACGCUGGCACUAAACAAUAUAUAUUCUUACAAGUUCACGUCUGUGCAAUUCACCAAGUGACUGUAGGAGACAUAUCAGAUUUUCAUGAAGCAGAUGCUUUAAAUUAUAUUGAUAGAUAUUACAAAAAGAGACGAGCUCACUGUACUGCAGCUUUACUAGAAGAUCGAAUUUGUCUACGACGUGUUAAACAGUCAGGAAAAAUGCCAUUUCAUCCAUGGGUUGUAUAUAAUGAAAUAAAGUAUGUAUUCAUAAGCCGGAAACGACCUGAAUACUUUGUUUUGUGUAUCGAUUCAAAUCAUGAUCGGAGAAAAUAUUUUGAAAUAUACAAAUGUAAAUCAGCUGAUAAUGUUAAACAAAUUGAAGAGAAGAUUAAAGCAGCAAUGAGGGAUCCUGACAAGUUACUACGUAAAAUGCAUAUUUUAAGCCGUAUUAGUUUACCUCCUGGAAAUAAUGUAAAUCAAAAAGAAUUGGUUCCGGAGAUUAUGGUUGAAGAUGUAAGUAAAUUAAAUGGUGAUGAAGAUAAUAAAAAUAUUUAUAGUAAUAUUCAUGGUAAUAAUGAUAAUAAUAAUUAUAAUAAUAAUCGUAAUAACAAUAACACUAAUAAUAAUAAUGAUCGUAAUAAUAAUAGUAAUAUGAAAAAUAGUAAUAAUAAUAAUAAUAAUAAUAAUGGUGGUGGUGGUAGUAAUAGUAGUAAUUAUAAUAAAAGUGGUAAUGCUGACAAUGAAAUUGAUGUCAAGAAAGACAAAAAAUCUACUAGUUCUUUAAGUCCCAUCACACCAGCGAAAGAUUUAACUCUUGAAUCAUUAAAUGAAAAUUAUGUUGUAUCUAGUAUUUCAAUUACUCCCAUCGAAUUUCUUCAUCGUUCACCUGAAUCAUUAGUUUAUCAAAUAAAACAAAAUGUAUACGAACCAUCUCAGAAUACACAUUCACUGUCCCAUUCUAUAUCAUCAGAAAGUGGAGACAUUCAUCUUGAAACUCGAAUUAAUGAUAUAAUAGACAAGAUAACAUUUAUUAAUCAUGAUCCAUCAAAAGGGCUUUAUGAAAGUCAAAAUGGAAAUUUUUAUAUGUUUCUAGACCGUCAAGAAUUUCAUUUGAAUAAAUACAUUAGUAGAGAAGAUAGUUUUAUUGCAUCUAAUCAAAAAGAAUAA